This is a messenger RNA of Panicum virgatum (switchgrass), 529 nucleotides long. RefSeq lists its product as uncharacterized. NCBI's taxonomy places the organism in Eukaryota, Viridiplantae, Streptophyta, Magnoliopsida, Poales, Poaceae. The record is from RefSeq and is a predicted model, not a curated record. The coding region runs from base 13 to 381 and encodes 122 amino acids. The transcript is spliced from 2 exons.
CUCUUGGAUUGGAUGAUGUCUGAGUUUGAGGGCCUCAGUGAGGUGAUGAGCGUUGCAAAUGACAACGCGGCCUCUGUUUCCUUCGAGGGGCUUGUUGGAAACCUUCUUCGCGCCGGCGCAGUUGAUCUUGCCCGACUGGAGGGUUUUCAGUAUGUCCCCUACGAAGGUUUGGCUGAGGAGGUGGCAAAGAUUCAGGAGGUGAAGGUUGCGUUAUUUGAACAAUUCUGGGAACCUUCGGGCAAGGUCGCCGUUCGGACUCUGGCAGCCGCUGCUACUGAGGGGUCGACUCCUGAUCAGCCUUCGGAGGACAAUCGAAUGUCCGAGGCUCGCAGGUCUCCUUCGGGGAAUGACGCCGGUGGUUCGUCGGGGGCUCAGGUCUAGAGAUUAGUUUGUAGUUUACUUUGGUAGUUUCUGGCACUUGGUCUGUAAAUAUUCCCAUGGUGCAGGAUAUGAACAAUGCUAUGGUAUUGAUGAGCUGGGAGGCUUUCAGCCUUGCUCGUCAUGGAUGCAGCGUGGUAGAAUAUUUAUG